Messenger RNA from Anneissia japonica, 5269 nucleotides. RefSeq names its product serine/threonine-protein kinase PLK1-like. The transcript has 14 exons. Gene Ontology annotation, biological process: regulation of cytokinesis; protein phosphorylation; mitotic cell cycle. Gene Ontology annotation, molecular function: protein binding; protein serine/threonine kinase activity; ATP binding. Bases 318 to 2246 code for a protein of 642 amino acids. NCBI's taxonomy places the organism in Eukaryota, Metazoa, Echinodermata, Crinoidea, Comatulida, Comatulidae. The record is from RefSeq and is a predicted model, not a curated record. Gene Ontology annotation, cellular component: spindle pole; cytoplasm; centrosome.
GUUCAACAGCACGUCGCGUGUGUGUGUAGCAUAGUGCUUUGCUUAGAGUUUACCUGGGAGGUUUAUGACAGUAGAGAGCUACUGUUUGUUACCUUUAGAGUGCUGAAAAGGGGUUGAAUUUUAACAGUUUAUCAUCAACAUUUAUGGUGAAUGUUAAAGAAGUAUUUGCACUCUUUGUUUCUUGCAUAACGUUUCCAGUAAGCAGUCCAACAAGCUUGCGCUGAUAGAUGAUGGAGAAUACACUGAUGUGGACAAGGGCUUUGUAAGUUGCACAUUUCAGUUGAAAACGUGAAGAAGACUGUCGAGAAACUGUCAGCAUGGGGUCGGAGAAGAAACCGCAACCAAUUGUAGGUGACAUAGUCAUCAACCCUGAGUCUGGGGAACAGUACAAAAGAGGUCGUCUUCUUGGGAAGGGUGGUUUUGCAAGAUGUUACGAGCUUCGAGAGAUGAGCACAGGUAAACUGUAUGCUGGCAAGAUAGUUUCAAAGGCGAGGAUUGCGAAGCCGAACCAGUGGGAAAAGAUGCAGCGUGAAAUUCAUAUCCACUCUCAACUUGACCAUCGGAAUGUUGUCGGUUUCCACAAACAUUUUGAAGACGAUGAGAACGUCUACGUCAUUCUUGAACUAUGCAAUAAAAAGUCUCUGCUGCACAUGCUCAAACUACGUAAAACUUUAACGGAAUCUGAAGUUCGCUACUUCAUGAAACAAGUGAUAGAGGGCUUGCGGUAUAUGCACAGUUGCAGCGUCAUUCAUCGUGACCUCAAACUUGGCAAUAUGUUCCUGACGGACAGCAUGGAAGUCAAGAUAGGAGACUUUGGUCUGGCGGCAAAAUUAGAGUUUAAUGGUGACAGAAAGCGAACUAUGUGUGGAACACCAAACUAUAUAGCCCCUGAGGUACUGGGAAAGAUAGGCCACAGCUUUGAGGCAGAUGUCUGGGCGUUAGGCUGUGUAUUAUACACCAUGCUUGUAGGGCGACCACCAUUUGAGACCACCAGUCUAAAAGAAACUUACACAAGGAUAAAACAUAAUAAAUACUCUUUUCCGGAUACACUUUCAUACGACUCUAAGGAUAUCAUCUCCUUGUUACUGACCUCUGAACCAGAGGACCGACCCUCCUUAGAAGAAGUACUCCUGCACGACUUCUUUGUGAGCGGGUAUAUCCCUGAAGUGCUUUCACCGACAGUCUUCUCGACUGCGCCUCAUUUCCCAACCACCAAAGUAUUGAUGAGUGACAGUUCUGGGGAGAUUGUGCGUAACGAGUUCUGCCGGUUACGACGAGAGAGUACUAUGAAGCACGACAACAUGGAAGCUGCCAUGAGUGAGAUAAAGGCAGCAAGGGAAAAAAGCACCCACUUGAUGCCAGGCAAUAGCUCUACUCCCAGGUUGCGUCCUAAACUCCAUGUCACCAUUCCUGGAAGCAGACCUGUUGACCUAGAAGCUGUCAGGGAGAAAUCUGGUGGUUCACCAGUUAAACCUGCAAAUUACUCUGUUUCCAUUGUUGCAGUCAGUGAGAUGCUACGCACCUGUCUACGCCAUAUGCCAAAAGAGGAGUAUUUGCACACACCUAGGUAUAAAGCUAUUGGGGAUGAGGUGUUGUGGGUACCAAAGUGGGUCGACUACUCCAACAAGUACGGGUUCGGUCACCAACUUUCAGAUAAGAGUGUUGGAGUUAUAUUCAACGAUAAGUCAAGAAUAUGUUUUCAUCCUGAUAGGAUUUCAGUGCAAUAUUUAUCAAAUGACCACAGAGUACAUACCUUCCGAAUGUCUUCGAUUCCACCACGACUCUCAAAGAAAGUUACCCUACUAGAUUACUUCUCAACGUACAUGGACGAACACCUCAUCAAGGGUCCAGAAACAGGCAUUACAGUAGUGACUCCACAGGAUGCAAAGGGAGGAGAUAUAGCAUGGGACGCCAUGUCACCGAUUCCCAAAAGAAAAGCAACAUCUCCUAACCCAGCUCCAACAGUACAACCCUAUUUGGUAAAAUGGUACAGGACUGAUAAAGCAAUAGCAAUGUAUCUUAGUAAUGGAACAUUCCAGCUCAAUUUUUUUGAAGACCACACUAAAAUAAUUCUGAGUUAUAACAACAGUGAUCAUCUCUUAACAUAUAUUAAUGAAGACCGUAUAUCAAGCACGUACCGUCUGCUACACAUCGCUCAUCAUGGAUGCACAGCGGACAUCUAUUCUCGGCUUGUCUAUACACGAGAGGUUCUCGAUAAAUUAGUAGCAACAGAAGAGGAAGAGUAGCGUGGAUUUGCAUUCAUAUCCAGAAUUUUUUGUAAGAUAAGAAGGAAUAAAGAAAGUUUUUGGGAAUCCGUGCAAAAACUUAUUUCACAAUAGAGUAGUGUACUGCCCUCAUGCCUUUCUUUGCGGUUAAUUUGCAGAAGAAAAAGGAAGAAGGAAAUGUACUAUUAAAUUAGAGGAAGAAAAACAGUGGUAAUAUUUAGCAAAGAACAAUUCUUUAUGAUGUACACUAACAGCAAUUCAUUGUUGAUGCAAAGUUCUUUAAAAGUGCUGAGUUCUGGGACUGAAAAUGGAUUGCAAAAUUAAACAGUAUUACAAUUAUCGGAUUCGCUGCAAGAAAUUUGAUAUCCAGUAUGUAGUACUUAGAACAAUAAUACUCUUGAGGUUUCCUGAUAAUAAUGCAGGCAGGUUUAACAUUUCUGAUAAAACCCUAUUCAAACUACACUUUUAUUGCAGUGUGAUUGUCAGGAGAACAGUUUGCCAAUCGUGCUGGUUGGGUGCAUUCAGACACAAUUGCUAAAUGGCUACAGCAUAAAUCAUCAUUAUAGGAGAAGCGGCAGCAGGCAAGUCAGCUAGGUUUAAAGUAAACACAGUCUUUCAUAUGUUUACGAUGGUACUUGACGAACAAAAUUUAAAAGUAGAAUGAUUCAUGUUUUGAAGUAUUUAUGGCUAAUAAAAUAUGUUACUGUAUUGAAAAAGCAAAACAACCAUGGAAACAGACUAAGAAACUUGCAUGAAACAUUGGUUUUGUGGUAAAUUGUGUCGUGCUAUGAUGUCAUACAAUAUUGCAGUUCAUUGCACCAAGUAAUGCCGGACACUCAUUGCGGCCAACUGGCAUUGGCCGACGCUAUUCCAUGGAGGACACAACGCGCAUGACGAUAAGUUGAGACUGCCACUGACAAUCAGUAGGCGCUUUUGCAUCGUCUAACAUUCACAGGGAGUUUGGCGUCGUCGUACAAUGGUCAAUCGACACAGUGAGAGCCCGGCAUAACAGUGCAUAAUCAAUGCCAAUAACAAGAAAAUAUUGGUGUGCACUUAAUUGGCAUCAACUAAUUGCAACAAAAUUGUAGUUUGAAUAGGAAACAAGUCUUUGUAGUUGACAGGGUGUAUCAUAGAGUACAUUGUGAAUGAGGCAGAUGUAAAUGAUGCUAUCCACGAUAUCAUAGCCUAACAAUUGUGGAGAAUGCAGGAUGUUGCUUUUUUAGCAUCAAUGAACUUCCACUCAAAGUACAUCAACCUGUAAAAUACAGUUUUUUUCUAUGAUUAUAACUGAAAUAUUAAUUAUUUUUUUCAGGUAUUGUUUUUAAAUUUUAUUUUUUACUUGUGUGUUAAUGGUGUUACGAAUCCCACCUCAUGAAUAAUGCAUAAUAUAUAAACUUGUUUGAAAGACAAAUGUUUUGUAAAUCUCUGUCCAGACUAUCAAAUCUUCUUUGACAAAAAUUGUUGUAUACCCAUAUAUAGUCAUGAUGUGCCCAUAUAUGGUCAUGAUGUGCCUAUAUAUGGUCAUUAUGUGAUGUCAUAAACUUAGGCAUGUCACAUGUUUUUGUCAAAUGAAUUUUGAUGGUGUAAACAGGGCUUUAGCCUGUAAAGCCAGUAUAGCAACCGUUAUGUAUCUUACUUUAUGCUUCCUACCUCAAGAUAUGAAUAUUUAUGCGCCGUUAUGGCUAAAGAAAAUUAUAAAGACUGCUAUAUUAAUUUGUGUGUGUUGUGCUAAGAAAAAUACAAACUGCCUACAACAGGAAUUAGAGAUUUAAUUUAUCAGUAUUAUUAGAAACAAAUUUGAUUAAUGUUAGGAGUAGAAAUUAGUUAUCAAAUGAAAGUUGUGUAUGUUAUUGUUGCAUUGAUGGAGAAUUAUAUUAAGAGAAAAAUUUCACUUAUAUUUAUUAGGAAAUAAGGUAAGAAAUUGAAAAUUCUUACAGGUAAUUUCAUUGUGUUUCAUUUUGGUAAAGCAGGUAAUACCAGUAUUUUCUUAACAUAAAAUUGUGGAAAAGCCCCGUUAUGUUUUAUGUGUUCCUAUUUCCAACAGAUCGUCUCCAUUAUUGUCCACAUUGCUUGUACAGGGUCCCAAGUCUCCCCGAAGUCGUGGGAGUCUCUUUGAAUUCGGGACAGUCUCCCACAACCAGACAAUAAUCUCCGGGAAAGUAACCGAACUGCAUGGUUUUACUACCGUAAUAAUAAUAAUAAUAAUAAUAUUAAUAUGGGUAGACUUAUAGAGUGCAUUAUGAUAAGCCCUAUAUGCGCUUCAUAUUAUCAUUACCCCGGUCGUUGGUUAAUACCCAUUUGUUAUCAAUUGUCUCAUGGAAGGCAGUGUUGGUAUCGCCAUAAGCAGCAAAACAAAAUCUGAUGAAAGCUUGUUUAAAUAGAUCUCCUGGAAAAGACUUUUUCUAACUUUACAACCCCUGCUUGAUUCAGAAUUAUGUAUUGACCAAUUAAGAUUCUGAUUAAUAAAAAGAAAUAUGGCUUUUUUUUAAUAACUUAGAUGAGGUUGAUUUUCACUUAAGCCAUAUCUAUGACUUUAAAACUAUAGUGAAACCCAAGGGAUUGGUGGUUAAUGGGGGAACUUGUAAUGGUAGUCAGCAAUCCUCAUAAAGUAUUGUCUCCACCCAAUGAAAUUGUAGCAAACACAGCCUAGCAGAUUUAUUACCAUUGGUAGUGUAUUUAUCUAUAAAUGAGUCCACAAUCAGAAGAUUUACGGCAUACAGUAUGAAAUUGUAUACUUGCUUUUAAAUUCAAUGUUAUAAAAUAACAAAAUGUCAAGGAGGCAUUCGAAUUUCAAUGAUAUAAAAUAACAGAACCACUUAACAGUAACAAUGUAAUUGAAACCUUAUGCUGUACAAUAAAAUGAGUGUUUCCAAUUUGUAUAGCUAAAAAAUAUACUGUGUAUGUUUGGAUAAUAAGCUUGAACAGUAAAUUAAACAUCUCAAUUGUUUAAUUUGUAUAUUUAAGGCAAUUAUUAUCUUCCAAUUGAAAAUUGGAAUCAGAAAAUCAUUCAUCAUGGUUAUAAUAAUAAACAUAAAAUUCAUGUA